Sclerotinia sclerotiorum 1980 UF-70 is the source of this 393-nucleotide messenger RNA. RefSeq lists its product with no specific name. NCBI's taxonomy places the organism in Eukaryota, Fungi, Ascomycota, Leotiomycetes, Helotiales, Sclerotiniaceae. Bases 1 to 393 code for a protein of 130 amino acids. The record is from RefSeq and is a predicted model, not a curated record. The transcript is spliced from 2 exons.
AUGGGGAAUUCUGGCAUCUGGAUCCAUGGCUUUCUUUUCGACUCUAAGAGUAAUUUGGGCGAAGUAGAUUAUGGUUCGUACCCAACAAUCGAAGAAAGCCUUAUCACUACCGGUAGAUACCGAUCACACACUACUGUUUUAGACGCGAAUUCGGCAAGAUUAUCAAUUUGUACGCCUUUCCAUUAUUCAACCAAUUUGGAUGAUACCCCUCCGUAUAGUACCUCCAGGGUUCACCGCUAUACACCCGAGCGAAACCAACGUUCGGAAUUGAGCUGUUACAUCUGUUACAUCGAGCCAGCAGCAUCAUCUCUCCGAUCCGACCAAGGGCAAGCAAGGUAUGGCAAGGCAAACAAUCGUACAGUCGGAUCGCCUCUAUACGGAAGGAGGAUCUAG